UUAAAAUCUCAGCCUGCGGCAUUCCGCCACAAACACACAUAUCAUUCAGAUCUACAGACUCUUUUCCAACUGUUCUUUUCUUCUGCGAUGGCUGCCUCUGAUGACUUCGUUCUAUUGUUUGUUCUCAUUUUUCUUGUUUCUGGCUCAGUUUCUCAGAACCCCAUCUUGCCGAAAGCUGGAAUUAUUCCGGUUACAAAAGAUUUCUCGACUCUUCAAUAUGUUGCUGAUGUUUUAGUGGGUGAAAAUCUUGCGCCUGUCAAGCUUGUGGUGGAUCUUAAUGGCCCUUUUGUUUGGGUUGACUGUGAGGUCCACUCUGUUUCUGCAUCUCAGCAGCCCGUCGAGAGUUGUUCUCUUAAGUGUUCAAUGGCGAAGCCCAUUAGUGGUUGCUCCAGGCCUGGUGGUGGGGCGGUGCACGACUCCAAGAUUUGUACUUUACAAGCGGAAAAUACUAUUGCAAGAAUGUCUACAUCUGUAGAGUUGAAGGAAGACAGGAUGGCUAUUGAAUUCUGGGAUGGGACGGGUUCAGGUUCAUUUGCCAGAAGUGAGAAGUUCUUGUUCUCAUGUGCGCCAAAUUUGUUGCUGAAAGGGUUAGCUAAUGGUGCCAAAGGCAUGUUAGGGCUGGGGAAUUCAAGAAUUUCAUUUCCAUCACAAUUUUCCAGCACAUUUGGCUUCUUCCAGAGGAAAUUCUCCUUGUGUUUGUCCCCAUCGGAUGGUGCAGUUUUCCUAGGUGGGAACCCUUUAGGGAGUGAGGUCUCAAGUUCAAUGAUGUACACUCCCCUCAUUUCCAAGAAAGACGGUUUACAAGAAGGAUAUUACAUGAAUGUGAAGUCCAUCAAGAUUUCUGGUAAGAAAUUGUCUUUGCAUCACUUAGGGCUUCUCAGCACGAAAAUAAGUACUGUUGUUCCUUACACCACCAUGGAGAGCAAGAUUUAUGGCACAUUUGUUGAGGCUUAUGUCAAAGCUGCUACUUCAAUGAACUUGACUUUAGUGACACCUGUGGCUCCAUUUGAAAUCUGUUUCAGUUCCAAAGGAGUGGAAAACCAAAGAAUUGGCCCAAAUGUGCCCAUUAUUGAUCUUAUUUUGCAGAGUGAGAUGGUGAAGUGGAGGAUUUAUGGCAGGAAUUCAAUGGUUCCUGUUAGUGAUGAAGUCAUGUGUUUGGCAUUCUUGGAUGGAGGUUUGAGUCCAAAGGACUCCAUUGUUAUUGGAGGCUAUCAGAUAGAGGAUUAUCUUUUGGAAUUUAACUUGGGAAAUUCCAUGCUUGGAUUUUCUUCAUCAUUGUUAAUGGGGCAGAAAGGCUGCUCCGACUUUGAAGCAUCUGUUAUGUCCAGGGAGAUUUUCUAAUUUAGUGAGCAGAAAGCAAAUUUAGGUUAGUUCCCACUUUAUACAGUUGUGGGAUUGUAAUUCUCAUCUUUUGAUGCUUGUAAGCAUGUAAAAAGAGUUGCAUAGGUUAGUUCUCUAGCUAUCUUGAGAAUUAUUGAGCAGUGUUCAGGAGAAUGUUUUCAGUUUGUUCAAGUUCUCCUCACUUUAAACCUCUGUCGUAUCACACAUAGGUAAAUUCACAUGAAACAGGCUCAAAGGCAGAGGUUGUAUGUAGUUCUAUAUUGUUCCAACUGUUGCAAACUAAGAUGACAUGUAAUUUCCUGGAAUUCUUGUUCUGUUUCUGCGACACAAGCAUCGUGAUUACUUGAAUUUCAUUUGA
Messenger RNA from Sesamum indicum (sesame), 1699 nucleotides. RefSeq names its product putative aspartic proteinase GIP2. The record is from RefSeq and is a predicted model, not a curated record. Gene Ontology annotation, molecular function: aspartic-type endopeptidase activity. NCBI's taxonomy places the organism in Eukaryota, Viridiplantae, Streptophyta, Magnoliopsida, Lamiales, Pedaliaceae. Gene Ontology annotation, biological process: proteolysis.